Messenger RNA from Cyprinus carpio (common carp), 3190 nucleotides. Its product is annotated as amphoterin-induced protein 3-like. Gene Ontology annotation, molecular function: protein binding. Gene Ontology annotation, biological process: brain development. Lineage: Eukaryota; Metazoa; Chordata; Actinopteri; Cypriniformes; Cyprinidae. The record is from RefSeq and is a predicted model, not a curated record.
GGAGAGACAGAGACAGAGACGGAGAGGGAGUGUAGUACACACUCAAUCUCUGCGAGAGAGCGACAAAGAGGAAAAGGAGGAAGACCCGUACAAUUCAGAGAGCAAAUCGGAGGAUAGGACAAAAAAAGAAUGAAUGCUGAGGAAGAAAAAUCUUGAUCUGGAAGCGAUACCAAAAAGCUUAAAGAUCAUAAUCUUUGUUUGUGCUUUAAUAUUUUUACCAGUUUCUCCAGAUGCCACGUGGACACUGGAAGCUUAAAAGUCACCGAGAGUUGGUAGCCCUAUAUGCCAUUUGAACAAAAUGAGCGGACAAACUGUAUGUCUAAAACUUAAGGACUACUUUCACCAGGUUCUGGAGCAACACUGACAAACAACUGUGUCUGUAUCUUCUGGUUAAAACUAACAUCAGAUUGCUUGUAUUGUGGACUGUUAUUGUGGUUACUGUGGUCCAUGUGACAUGCUAUACGCCUGCUGCUCAGCUGAAGGCAAAAUUAUACUAACUGAACUGGACAGGAUGCUGACUUUCUCAAAAACAUCCUCCAGCCUGCGGCAGUAACCUAACUCUUGAUUUAAGACCUCUUCUGUUCUAUCCCAGAGGUCAGAACUGCAAAACAACACCAACUAGAGAAAGGAUGGUGCACAGAAGGAUUGGGCUCAGCCUUGAGGAUGGAACAAAAACAAUUGCUUUCCCUUUGAUGGCUCGAAUGACCGCCCCUCCAACUCUCUCUACCUGAGAAUGGACUAAAAUCUGGGGCAGCACUCAAAAUUCAAAUAACAGCCAAACAAGAGUUAUGAGAUGGGAUAUUUGGAGUAACUGCUGGCUACCUUAAGGAUAGGAACACCUAACCAAGACGUCCUGACAACACAAUGCUGUGCACUCAAGGUGGGGCCGCACCCCUAAUGCUGAGCUCUUUUCUGCUGCAGCUAGUCAGAGCCAAUCUCCCUUCUGGUUGCCUGAUUGCAUCCGAUAUCCUGAGCUGCACCAACCUCGGCCUCAACCAAGUCCCGGCAGAGUUGCCUAGAAUGGUGGCAACACUGGACUUCAACCACAACCGCUUAGAACGUCUUGAGGCGGGUAGCUUUGCUGGUCUGCCCAAUCUUGAUACCAUACGGUUAGCCCACAAUCAGCUGAGCAGACUCACUCCUGGAACCUUCCGGAAUACAAGCAACAUACGCCAUCUGGACCUUUCCUCCAAUCAACUGAACAUUAUAGAGCAGCACUACUUUCAAGAGUUAGUAGGAAUCAAGGAGUUACUCCUUUACAACAACCAGAUAGUGAGGGUAGAAAGCAAAGCCCUGAUUGGUUUGAGUAACCUACAGAAGGCCUACCUGAGCCAUAACAGACUGACAGAUUUCCCCUUCUUUUCUAUUCAAGAACAUCCCAAUCUCACUACUCUGGAUCUAAGUUCGAACCGUAUGCCCAACCUUCCUGUCAAAGACAUCGCAGCUCUGAAGGAAAAGGUACAGAAAGGGUUGUUCCUGCACAACAACAGCCUAAUUUGCGAGUGCUCCAUGUACAGCCUGUUUAAACAAUGGGAGUACAGAGGCUUUACCGCAGUAACAGAUUUUCGGGAAGAGCACACGUGCUUGCUUUAUGGUGAGCAACGUGCUAUGGUUCGUUUUCUCAAGCAUGUACGAUACUUUGAGAACUGCACAGUAAAACUUCCAACGAAGAGAGUUAGCAUGGAAGCAGACGCUGGGAAUUCAGUGAUGCUGGAUUGUAUAACAUCUUUAAAGGGAAAGCAUCUCAACUAUUCGUGGGUAUCCCCAAGUAGGGAAUACAUUGCUCCUCCUGGUAAUAGCAAUACGCUGAGAAUGUAUUCAAAUGGUUCUUUGGAAAUCUUGGUGGCACAAGAGAACGACUCUGGGGUGUACUUGUGCAUGGUCCAUAACCAUCAAGAGUCAUGCAAUGAUUCUCUUGAAGUUAAUGUAACUGUGCAGCAGCCCAGUCAAGAGAAAGAACCCUUUAACACUGGCUUUACAACCUUGCUGGGCUGCGUUGUCAGCCUGGUUUUGGUCCUUAUGUACCUCUACUUGACACCCUGUCGCUGCUGGUGUCUACCAGCAAAACCAAGCCCUGUGAACGAAUGCAGUGCCCAGUCGUCUAUCCUGACACCAACGCCACCUGCCACUACGGAGGGCCCCGGCCGCAAGGUCAGUAACAACAAGCAUGUGGUCUUUCUGGAACCCAUCAAGGAGGCACAGAAUGGGAGGCCGCGGGCAGCACUGGCCCUUGAGCAUCCCAAGCUGGCAGUAACACGGAGCGAUGCUGACUCUGUCACUUCCGUCUUCUCAGAUACCACUAUUGUGCCAUAGCGGAUGCUUACCGACAUCCCAACAAACUGCUCAAAUGAGCACGAGGGUCCUUCAAUGUGGCAGUCUGCAACUGCACAGCUACUCAGGACAGAUCAGGGACAGGGCUUUACAAGCCCAUAUCAGUGAGCAGAACAGAGCAGGAAAGCAUAUACAAUAAGAGAGAAGAAAGAUAUAAAAAUAAAAAGGCAAAAGCUGGAGCCAUGUGCUCCCAAGAAUCACCUUUAAGGCUUGACUCAGCCAUGGCGUUAUGAGAGGAAGGAAUUGGUUUGAAACUACAAAAGCUGAAAAGGCUAAAAAGCUUUCCCUUUACCACUGCUUGAGCCUUGAUAGAUUCAUAGUUAUGAAUUCCUUGUCUAGAGCCUAUAACCAACUGAAUACUGCAUAAACCCUACUCUACUCUAGAAAAAGCAUGAAUGAUAUGGAGGAAAAUGACAAGUGCAUAAUAGAUUUAUGUUUUUUUACAGAUAUAACUAGGAUGUUGAUUUUUUUGAUGUCCUUUGUAUCCCUGUGUUUCAGACUGGCAAUUUGGUGAUUAGUUAACAGCAGUAAUUAAUUUGCCUACUUUGCAAAUGUAAGGGUUUUGGCCAGAGAAAAUGCAUCUAUAAAAGUAGAGAUUGUUUAUUUAAAGAAAUUGACAUGCAAUCCUGCAAAGUGGUGCUUCUAACCCAUAUGAAUGUGGAUAUCAUGCAGAGGUCACAUCUCAUCCUUAGUACGACUAUAACUUGAAAUGGAUCAAUUUUUAUGAAAUGGAAUCUGUGAAAAAGUACUUUUUGCCCCUCCCUAAGCAUUCCAUGUUUCCCCUUGUCACCCACCCCUCCCUUUCCACAAAUCCUUACUUUGUCAGCUUCUUAAUAAAUCCUUUUGCUUCGACCCCAGA